Mya arenaria is the source of this 6487-nucleotide messenger RNA. RefSeq lists its product as uncharacterized. The transcript is spliced from 26 exons. Gene Ontology annotation, cellular component: nucleus. The coding region runs from base 2459 to 5014 and encodes 851 amino acids. NCBI's taxonomy places the organism in Eukaryota, Metazoa, Mollusca, Bivalvia, Myida, Myidae. The record is from RefSeq and is a predicted model, not a curated record.
AACGCCCCACUCCAAAAGAUAAGUUGGUUCAAUGGUUUACAUGUACACAAAGUUACCAGUUAUGUAAACUUCAAUGUAUGUUAUUAUAAAACAAUGGUAGUCUGUUAGUUAUGGAUAGUUUUGGUAUUGUGCAAAGACAAACGGUAUUACAGCUCUUAGCGUGUGUGUGCAUUGCGGGGGCGGGUGAGGUCUGCCGGUACCGCGGACCGCAGGGCCAUGUUGUGCAGGUCUGCCCCGAGCGCUGCUGCACCACCAACGACUGGGAAUAUCAAUCAGACCAGAUCUGCUGCGUAUACCGGCACUCCAGUGAGUUAUAUAUGGGUAUUGGUCUGUCCGGCCUGCUGUUCAUCGCCCUGCUUGUCAUCUGCAGCACCUACAUCUGCUGCCGCAACCAGAUCCGCCGACAGGCUGCGGAGAACCGACGCCGACACACUAACACCCGGACACGAUCACGGCACCACCCACCGGAACACUCAAUAGCAGUGUUCACCACCCAGCGUCCACCUGCUAGUGGCCAGGUUGAACCACCACUACCACCGCCGUACGACGAUACAGCACCGCCGCCAUAUUUGCUUCCCGGCGAAACCGGAAGUGACUCCAUGAAGGACAAUCAAAUAUACCCUGCCGAACCUCCACCAAAAUAUUCUCUGAUCGCUAGUGAAAAUUAAAACACAAAUAUACUUAAAGGGUCCUAAAAUACAAGCGAGCGUAAAAAACAACAACAAAUGAAAUGUACAAUUGAGAAACUACUACUUCAAAAAUUAAAAUCUGUGUUUAUGUUGCGUAUCAUGACUUACAAACAAAAUGAACAUGAAGAAUGAGAAGGAACUAGUAGCAAUUGCCAAACAAUAAGAGCUAUGGACGCUGAACGCUCUCUUUGAUUCUAUAUUGUUAUAAGUUAUUGUAUAGUGUUAUGUCGUACAUAUAUUUUGCAUUCAAUAUUUAUGUGAAUAUUGAAAGUGUGAUGAUACACACCUGCAUAUAAACAGGUGAUGCAUACAUCUAGCAACUUAACUAUAUAAAGGCAAAACGUUCUUUAUAAAAUAUGAUAAAAAUACAAAGACAUGUAUGUAUGUUCGAAAUCAAAUUCGGCCGUUGACAAUAUCAGAAGGCAUUAUUUCACGGAGCGGGCCUCCCUGAAUAUGCUGAGUUUUGCGUUUUUUUCUUAUUUUAUAUAAGAAUGAUUGAGAUUGUUAGACAUAUGUAUGUUUUGUUGUCAAUAACAUCUAGCUAUUACUUUGUUUUCUUCCAACAGUGAAAAGUUACCUACAAAAGCUGUUGGUAGAAAGAGGAACAUGUUUCCAUACUAGUAAAAACUAAUUAUAAUAUUGUGCCGGACUGGGAACGCGAUUUUGGCACAGUCAUGGCGCACAUUAUAUAUUUUUGGAGCAAGAGUAUGUAUGGGACGUUCAUGUUGUCAAUCAACAAAGUCAAAAUAAAUUGUUUUAUACGUUUGAAGUGCAGUACCAUUUUAACCAUAAUACUAAAUGGAUGGAUGUGCGCGAAAAGCUUUUCAAAUAAUUGACCCCAUUGGCAUACAUUUGUAUAUAUGAGUGCUAGUGUGUAUACACAUACAAAUUAAAAUAUAUAUAGCCGUUUGAAAAUUAUCCUGAACGUCUAUUUAGCUUUGACCACAAGAUGCUACUGUAUAGUAAGUUCUGUAAAAUUUUCAAGAGAGAUAACUUGGUCCCAAAAUCAGAAAAAUACUUUCAAGAGGCCAAUCUCAGUCUCAACUCAUUUUAUCUCAUAACAGCUUUAUAUCAUUAAAAAACCUAUACAGUACUGUAUGUUUUACCCUUUUUACCGAGCAUUUCUUCAUAGUUUUUGUUGAUUGAACAGCUGUGUUCAAUAAUUUCUAAAAAAAAAUGUUGAGAGCAAAAACUGUACUGCCCGCAGAUAUACCUGCUAAGACUGAAGAUGAACCCGACACGUCCCCAAAAAGAAAUCGAAAGACGAAGUAAAAAGACGAUUUUGAGUCUAAUUAAUUAUUUUUGAGUUUUACUCAAGUAUUUUUGUGCUAAAGAGACGGUUCUUUUCUGAAUAUUGAACAAUGAUCUUACUCAACACAAUGCACAAGAGAAAGAGAUUUAAAAAUAGUAAAACAUUCGACAUUUUGAAUAAUGUAAUACUGAAAUGAGGAAAAAUGAGUAGAGAUUGAGAUUUAGAUUUGACAUGAGCAUUUUCGUGAUUUAGGCCUGCUGUUUGGAAGUUUAACAUAUAUAUACCAGUACAUAUAAGAAUGAAUGGCGGAUGGGAUGAACGCAAAAUCUGCAAACCCCACACAGCGGUCAUAUCUAGUAGAUAUUGGUAAGGGGAGGUCACAGGCAGGAGAUUGUGAGCAUAAUUGCAGCAUUAUGUUGACUGCAACCUAUUAUUCAAUAAAAAAAAACACACAACGUAAAUACUUGUUUUUAAUUUAAAGCUGUGGCAAGUGGAUUGUAUUCAAGAAUUCUAAGAGAUGGAUGCAGGGACGUUGGUGUGGGCCAAGCUGGAGGGUCACCCUUGGUGGCCUGCCAUGGUAUCGCCUAGUGUGCAGGGUGCAGUCACUAAGGCAGACAAGACACAUGUCUGCUUCUUCUCUAACCCCCUUACAGUAGCUUGGAUCAAAGAAAAGUGGUUGAGUGCAUUCAAAGGUGUGAGUUCCCCAGAGUGUCAGACAGGCGGCAAGUACUUCAGCACAAAGAAGACAUUCACUUCAGCCCUGGACGAGGCAGGCAGGGCAGAGUUUCUCUCUAAACAGGAGAGAUUACAGAAGUAUAAAGUGGAAUUAAAGAAACCAAAAGCGGGAACUAAACAGAAAAAGACUGGAGUAGAUGGUCCUGAACCAGAAAAAAAGAAAAUAGUGAAGACAAAGGCUCCCAUCCCAAAGCCAGGCCUGAAGUCAGGAUCUAAGUCAGGACCUAAGUCAAGACCUAAUCCAGGCCCAAAGUCAGGAUCUAAGCCAGGACUGAAGUCAGGACCUAAUACAAGCCCAAAGUCAGGACCUAAGCCAGGACUGAAGUCAGGACCUAAUCCAGGCCCGAAGUUAGGGCCUAAGCCAGGACCAAAGAUAGGACCAAAAUCAAAAGUCAAGAGAGGAACGGCUGUUGUAAAAGAAUCAUACAGUGCAUCCGGACCUAUUCCAAAGGCUUGGUCGACGUCAUUUGUUCUUAUGAAUACCGCAGACGUUCCAGAGAAUCUGAUGUUGGGACAAUACUUAAAGGUCCCUACACACAGUUCAAGUUUCACAAAGAUUAAGAUUGAGAUGCCCGACGACUUUGACCAGGCAAAAGUGGACAAUGAAGACGAUGACGAUGAGGAGGAGGUGAAUGACUUUGACUCUGAGGAUGAGCUUAAUGAUUCUGAUGCAGACCCGCAUUACGAUCCUGAGGAUGGAACUGACAAGAUGUCUGAUGAAGAAAUUCUUAGGGAGGAGUCUGACUUUGACUCCGAUGAAGACCCUGGCUGGAGCCCCUCCAGCAAGAAAGCUUCCUCCAUGAAGAGAAAGAAUGUUUCAAAGUGUCAGAAAAAUGGUGCAAAGAAGAGGAGGGUGGCAUCUAGUUCCAGUUCUGACAGUGAAGAGGAAACAAGCCAAGACUCCUCUCCCAAACCUGCCUCAAAGAAAACCAGUAAAGUGAAUCAUUCGUCAAGCAGUAAUGCACCCUCAGGACCUCGCAACAAUCUUAUCAUUACUGACAAUGCUCCCACAGGACCCGAGCCUACUAUUGGUGACUUCCUGUUGGAGAAGGCUGAAUGUCCGGAUGGAAGCAUCCCGUUCCUAUGGCGAUAUAAGAAGGGUGGGCUCAUACAGAAGUUUGAGAGGAAAGAGGAGGAGGGCAAAGUCUUUUAUGAGAAUAUUAUGAGUUAUUCUGACUGGUGGGCUUGCUAUGCCCACAAGUACCAGAGAGUUGAUGUACAAGUGCUGUUUAAGUUCCGUAAUGUGGAGAAGGUAGCCCUGGUCAACAAGCCCACCAUACUGCCCAGCGAGCCUGUCCCUACAUCCACUGAAAGUGAUCCAGCAGAAAGCAGCGGGAAUGAGAAGGGAACGGAAAGUGAAGGGGGUAGGACUGGCUCCCCCCAGGCUCAGGAUGGCGAAGUUACCUCCACCACACCUGAAGUUAAUACAGACAAAGGCGAUAAACAUGAAAUCCCAUUCGCUGUCGGUUCAUUUGUGAUGGACAAGAAGGACCUUCGUAAUGUGGACAAUUUCCCCAUCUGGAAGAUAGAGAGCCAAAUCCUCAUCAAAAAGUUUGAUGCUGUCAUUAAGAAGGGAAAAAUGCUACACAAAGCUGUCAAAACUUAUCGAGGAUAUAAGGACAUUGGCAAGCAGUAUGUGUCUGUGGAGGUACGGAAGUUGUUUGACUUUCCCGGGGAGGACAUUGUCGAGGUGCUGGAGGAGUCCAGGCCAAAACUAGACCUCAACACCAGUAUGGAGGAGCAAUAUGAAAAGAAUCCUCUCCUGCGUCACUUUUAUGUGUACAUGCAGGUUCUGCUCAGCCAGGCCCUCGAACCCGGCUUCCUCGACGAGGUCAUCAAGAAAGAUGACCCCACAUACAUCGAGCCCAUGAAUGAGGUUAACAAGCUGGUACAGCAGAAGAUGGCCAAUAUCGAGAGGAAGGCCCGCUGGGCAGAUGACAUCAAAACUGCCUUAAACAAAUGUUCAUAUCAGCGAGAUGUCCAUAAACCAGACAACAAGAAAAUAUGUGAGGCGGUGGAGGGCAGCGAGGACUCGGUGACAAACACUGUGUUCCUGUUUGGUGUCAACUAUAACCAUGACACCCUUAACAUAUCCAGUAAAUCACACCCUUGCCAGGAGUUCAGAGUGGGGAAAACAGCCAUGCAGUAUAUUACACCUUACCAUCAGCUGUGUCACUUCAAAUUCAACUUGUAUGACAAAUGCAAAGCAAAGGUCAAACUGGUGAAGGAGAAAGAAGGACUGAAAGAGGUGGAGAAGAUUAUGGACAUGUGUCUUGGUAACAAGGCCUGGGUCUUGCAGAACUUUGAGGACUUCACCGCUCUAGUUGAAAUUACUUAAGCAGUUGUAUGUGAGCUUCCACCAAAAACUAAAAUCUCAGGAUGAAGGAUCUAUACUUGAAAUGAACAUCUUGCUGCAAUGUGAUCACUACUAAUGUGUGGAAAGAGACAUACAAACGAGAGAAUAUCCUCACAAAUCACACAGUUGGUUUACUUGCACCAUGUUGACUGGUUCCACUGUUCAGAUGGUAUCUUGUUCCACUGAUUUCUACUGCCAACCAAACGUUGGGUACCUUGCUGUUUGAGCUGAGCAAACUCUUUGUACAUAGAACUAUGAUGAAAAGAUCAUGUUGUAUUCGAAUUGUCAUACCAGGUACAUGUACAAGAACAUGCUAAUACAUGUGUGGUGAUUAUACCGAUACGCAGGGCUGUCUCUCAGUUCUAGGGGAUUUUGAAUUAAAAAAAAACCCAACCUUUUCUUAAUAUAUAAAUUUUUGAACCUGUAAGCGAAAUGCAGUGUUAUAUGGACUUUCAGAUUAACAUAAGUAAUGACUGCAGGCAAAAAUGACGGAAUACUGCAGGUUAAAAAUUCAUCUAUAUGUUUGCUAUUUUUAUUAGUUUUGAUAAAUAUUUUUCCUAAAUGGGAAUUUUGAAAACAUAUUCUGUUUAAGGUGUUGAAUGAGGCUGAAUAUCUGUCCUAAAACAAGAAAAAUACAGCCCUGAUACUUUACAGCUAUGUGCCAUUCUUUCUUGGAUGGUAUGAAAUUAAAUGUUUUGUUCUUUUUGCCAAAUUGUUCAAUGUUGUUGUCUGUGGACUGAUAAACUGAAUUGCAGUAUACUUUUUGCAGCUCUAUUGUCAAAAAACAACAUAAAAGAUAUGUUAUUGGCCUAUCAUUUAGGCUUACUGAAGACAAUUUUCAACAACUUUUGAGUCAAAUUAUUAUUGUUUGCUUUAUGACGCCUGUUUCAGUUUCACUCACACUGACAGAAUUUUUUCUAUAUAUACUCAAUAUGUAAUAAGUGCUUAGGGCUAUUCCAGUAGAACAUAUUAUCCCCUGGGAGAGAAGGCAAUUAUCUAAAUAGUGUACAGGUGGGUGUCUUUUUUGAAAGGGUAAAUUUGCUUUUGUAGGGGGGUGGUAUAUUUUAAAAGUGCCUUCCCCUCCGGAGGUUAUAUAUUUAAAUGGAAUAGCCCUUUAUUAAUAAUAGGUAAAAUCUUGAUGUUUAAGAAGGUCAACACUUCUUAGUCAUUUAGAUUUUACCCAAUAUGUUCUUAGACUAAAUGUCUUAGAUUGUAACCUGUUUUAUGACAUCAUGUCUGCUAUGUUGUAAAACUACAAAUCUUGGCAAUUAGGAUAGAUAAAUAAGGCCGAUAUGUGUUUUCAUUGGCCCGCAAUGUAGGUAUAAAUAAUUUUAAUAGUAUCUAUGUAUAAAUGACCACAUAAACAACAUUGAAAUUGAUUUGUGUGCAUUUUUUUUAUUUGAUUAGUUAGCACUGCAUUGCAAUAGUUUGGAAUAUCUUAGAUAAUAGAUACCA